Durio zibethinus is the source of this 2557-nucleotide messenger RNA. Its product is annotated as SNARE-interacting protein KEULE-like. Lineage: Eukaryota; Viridiplantae; Streptophyta; Magnoliopsida; Malvales; Malvaceae. The record is from RefSeq and is a predicted model, not a curated record. Gene Ontology annotation, biological process: vesicle-mediated transport.
AGUAAUUUCACCACCACGUCGACCACGGCCUAAUCCAUUACCAUUCCGGAUCCGAGACGGAAACGCGAACUCUACAGUUUUUGCCGUUUCAACGUUCGUGUACGGUCAACACGUCAUCCGAAAUUGAAAAAACAAAAAAGAAAAAGAAAAUUCCAUAAUUAUAGUUUUGAUAACUUCUCUUUUAAUUUUCAUAAUAAUAAUUAACUUUAAUUGUUAAGAUAAACAAAUGGAAAAUAAAAGCUUCAUUACCUUCCCUCUUUCUCUUUUUUUCCUUUCUUUUCUGCUUUGAUUACUCCGCGAUCUCCAUCUCUCCGGUUAUCCUUUUUACUGGAUCGGUUAAUCGGAAAACGAUGUCGUUUUCGGAUUCCGAUUCUUCCUCCGGCACCGGCGACUACAAGAAUUUCAGGCAAAUCAGCCGUGAAAGAUUAUUAUAUGAAAUGCUUCGUUCAGCAAAAAUGAAGGAUUCAAAAUCGACUUGGAAGGUGCUAAUCAUGGACAAAGUUACGGUUAAGAUAAUGUCUUACUCUUGCAAGAUGGCUGACAUCACAUCGGAAGGAGUUUCAUUGGUAGAAGACAUAAACAGACGUAGGCAGCCAUUGCCAUUGAUUGCUAUAUACUUCAUUCAACCAACCGAAAAGAAUGUUAGUAUGUUCUUGACAAACAUGGCUGGAAGGACACCCUUAUAUAAGAAGGCAUUUGUUUACUUCAGUUCACCUAUUUCAAGAGAAUUGGUAGCUCACAUCAAGAAGGAUUCAACUGUCUUGCCUCGCAUAGGUGCAUUGAGUGAGGUUAGCUUUUUGUCAUUUAGAUUGGUCAUUGUUUUUGAAGCAAUCUGCGUUGUGCAAACUAGUCAUAUUGUUUGCUGUUUUAUUUUCCUAUUGAUUAUUGAGCUGUCAGUAGAUGCUGAAUUAUUUUUUUUGGGAUGGCAUAUGCAGAUGAACUUGGAGUAUUUUGCAAUAGACAGCCAGGGUUUCAUCACUGAUAACGGGAAGGCUCUAGAAGACCUUUUUGGUGAUGAGGAAAGUACUCGCAAAGGUGAUGCAUGUUUGAAUGUGAUGGCUACCCGUAUUGCUACAGUUUUUGCUUCACUAAGGGAGUUUCCUUUUGUGCGCUACCGGGCUGCCAAGUCUCUUGACCCAACAACCAUGACUACUUUCCGUGAUCUAAUUCCCACCAAGCUUGCAGCUGGAAUCUGGAAUUGUCUUGUGAAAUGUAAAUCAAUUCCUAACUUCCCUCAGAAGGAAACAUGCGAGUUGCUCAUCCUUGAUAGAUCUAUAGAUCAGAUUGCUCCUGUCAUACAUGAGUGGACUUAUGAUGCCAUGUGCCAUGAUUUACUGAAUAUGGAGGGGAAUAAAUAUGUGCAUGAGGUUCCAAGCAAAGCAGGAGGCCCUCCUGAGAAAAAGGAGGUUCUUUUGGAAGAGCAUGAUCCAAUAUGGCUUGAGCUUCGCCAUGCACAUAUAGCAGAUGCUAGUGAAAGGUUGCAUGAAAAGAUGACCAAUUUCGUAUCAAAGAAUAAAGCUGCACAACUUCAACAUGGUUCAAGAGAUGGUGGUGAACUUUCAACAAGGGAGUUGCAAAAAAUGGUUCAAGCAUUGCCACAAUACAGUGAACAAAUUGACAAGCUCUCCCUUCAUGUAGAGAUUGCUGGAAAAAUCAACCGAAUUAUCAGGGAUCAAGGGCUUAAAGAACUUGGGCAAUUGGAGCAAGACCUUGUUUUUGGUGAUGCAGGAAUGAAAGAUGUAAUUAAAUUUUUUACCACAAAAGAGGAGUUAUCUCAUGAAAAUAAGUUGCGGUUGUUGAUGAUUCUUGCUGCCAUUUACCCUGAGAAGUUUGAUGGUGAAAAAGGUCUUAAUUUGAUGAAGUUAGCAAAAUUACCACCUGACGAUAUGAAUGCUGUGAAUAAUAUGAGAUUGCUUGUGCCACCAUCAGAUAGCAAAAAAAGUUCAGCAGGUGCUUUUUCUUUGAAGUUUGAUAUACAUAAGAAGAAGCAUGCAACUAGGAAAGAGCGCAGUGAUGAGCAAGAAACAUGGCAAUUAUCACGCUUUUACCCUAUAAUAGAGGAGCUUGUUGAAAAACUUAGCAAUGGAGAACUAUCAAAGGAUGAUUAUCCGUGCAUGAAUGAUCCUAGUCCAACUUUCCAUGGCACAUCACAAGCUGCAUCUAUUCAUGAAGCUCCAGUUGCUCAUUCCAUGAGAUCAAGGAGGAAACCAACAUGGGCUCGGCCUCGGGACUCAGACGAUGGGUAUUCAAGUGAUUCAGUACUAAGACAUGCAUCAAGUGAUUUCAAGAAGAUGGGCAAACGCAUUUUUGUGUUUAUCGUAGGUGGAGCUACAAGAUCUGAGCUAAGAGCCUGUCACAAGCUUACAGGAAAGUUGAACCGGGAAGUUGUUUUAGGCUCAACAAGUCUUGACGAUCCUCCACAGUUUAUCACGAAACUGAAGCUGCUGACAGCAAAUGAACUCUCUUUGGAUGAUCUGCAGAUAUAAACCUAGUUGGAGUAGGAAGCUUGGAAUGUGCUUUUUGCUCCAUCCUGAUUUGUAAUCAUAGAUGUGUGCCA